Messenger RNA from Mucor velutinosus, 1182 nucleotides. RefSeq lists its product as uncharacterized. Lineage: Eukaryota; Fungi; Mucoromycota; Mucoromycetes; Mucorales; Mucoraceae. The transcript is spliced from 6 exons. Bases 1 to 1182 code for a protein of 393 amino acids. Gene Ontology annotation, cellular component: plasma membrane; endoplasmic reticulum; Golgi apparatus. The record is from RefSeq and is a predicted model, not a curated record.
AUGUCAGAAACAGAAACGAUCAAAAAAACUCGAAAGCCAAAUGAUAGCCCCUUUACGCAACAAAAUUUACCUGCUUGGCAACCAGUGCUGACGCCUAGAGCUGUAUUGCCUACGUUUUUCGUGGUUGGUAUUUUGUUUAUGCCAAUCGGUGGGUUGCUGUACUGGUCUAGCAAUAAGGUGAAUGAGAUUAUGAUUGAUUACACUACUUGCAACACUUACAGCCAGCCUGUUUAUCUGGAUGAAAGCAAGUACAGCUUCAAAUUUUCAAAUGAAAACACGACGCUAGAGCCGCCUGCGUAUCAUUUCGAGAAUGUCACUGAUUUCCUGGAUUCAACAUGGAAGAACCCAAAUCAACUCAAUAUUCAGAGAUGUAUGCUCGAUUUUACUGUGCCUGAAACCAUGACAGGACCUAUUUUCAUGUACUAUCGCUUGACAAACUUUUAUCAAAACCAUCGUCAAUAUAUCAAAAACUUUGAUGCUACUCAGCUGGAUGGCAAGAAGGUAGACACAACUACGCUCAACACAAAUUGCGGGCCAUUAGGCACUAACGAAGACGGCCUGGUUAUAUAUCCAUGCGGACUGAUAGCAAACUCCAUGUUUAAUGAUACUGCAUCAGAUUUGACUUCUGUAUCCUCUACUAGCCCUGAUUAUGUCUUUCAAAGAACUGGAAUAGCAUGGCCUACUGACAAGAAAAAGUACAGGCCCACACAAUACACCAACGCAGAAAUUGUACCUCCACCAAAUUGGUCGUUGCGCUACCCUCAAGGGAAAUACACAGAUGAGUAUCCUGCACCCGAUUUAUCCAACAUGGAGCGAUUUAUGAUCUGGAUGCAUGUUGCUGCUUUACCUGAUUUUAGAAAGAUUUGGGCUCGAAAUGAUCACGAUAGCUUGCAGGCAGGAAGAUGGAGAGUAUCCAUUGAUAUGAACUUUGAAACCACCAUCUACGGAGGAUCCAAGUGGAUUGUCUUGACUACAACUUCACCAUUAGGAGGAAGAAACCCUUAUCUGGGCAUUGCCUAUAUGGCCAUUGGUGGUAUAUCCAUCUUUUUAGGCACUGUAUUCUCGCUUCGACAUUGUAUAAGGCCAAGAAAACUUGGUGAUGAGUCGUACCUUACUUGGAAUCAACCAGGCGGUGGACUUCCUAUGAGCAAACGUGGAAAGAAGUUGCUUCAUAAAGAUUAA